This is a messenger RNA of Rasamsonia emersonii CBS 393.64, 936 nucleotides long. RefSeq names its product Mitochondrial DNA replication protein (Yhm2). The record is from RefSeq and is a predicted model, not a curated record. The coding region runs from base 1 to 936 and encodes 311 amino acids. Gene Ontology annotation, cellular component: mitochondrion. Lineage: Eukaryota; Fungi; Ascomycota; Eurotiomycetes; Eurotiales; Trichocomaceae. The transcript has 6 exons. Gene Ontology annotation, biological process: alpha-ketoglutarate transport; mitochondrial citrate transmembrane transport. Gene Ontology annotation, molecular function: tricarboxylate secondary active transmembrane transporter activity.
AUGUCCGCUGAAGUCUCCGGCCCUCGCAAGAUCGAGAAGAAGCCUGUCAAGUUCAGCAACCUGCUGCUUGGCGCGGCGUUGAACAUGUUCGAGGUCACCACGCUGGGACAGCCGCUGGAAGUGAUCAAGACGACCAUGGCCGCCAACCGUUCCGAUAGUUUCGCCGGUGCCAUGCGUCGGAUUUGGGGCCGUGGCGGGAUUCUCGGCUAUUACCAAGGUCUCAUUCCCUGGGCCUGGAUUGAGGCUUCCACCAAAGGUGCUGUCCUGCUGUUCGUCGCGUCCGAGGCGGAAUACUAUGCCAAGUUGUUCGGUGCAUCCGACUUUGUCGCUGGAAUUACAGGCGGUAUGACGGGUGGUGUCGCGCAGGCGUACGCCACGGUCGGGUUCUGUACAUGCAUGAAGACGGUCGAGAUCACCAAGCACAAGAUGGCCGCCGCGGGUCAGAAGCCCCCGAGCACCUAUCAGACGUUCAUGGACAUCUACCGCCGAGAAGGUAUCCGCGGUAUCAACAGAGGUGUCAACGCGGUCGCUAUCCGCCAGACCACCAACUGGGGUUCCCGCUUCGGUCUGUCACGACUGGCGGAAACUGUUAUUCGCAAGAUCACCAACAAGGAGGAUGGUCAGAAGCUCAACGCAUUCGAGAAGAUCCUCGCGUCCGGUCUCGGAGGUGGUCUGUCCGCUUGGAACCAGCCCAUUGAGGUUAUCCGCGUCGAAAUGCAGAGCAAGAAGGAAGACCCGAACCGGCCCAAGAACCUGACCGUCGGCAAGACCUUCAAGUACAUCUACGAGACCAACGGUAUCAAGGGCCUGUACCGGGGAGUCACUCCUCGUAUCGGCCUGGGCAUGUGGCAGACGGUGUGCAUGGUGGCUCUUGGUGACAUGGCCAAGGACGCAGUUGAAAAGCUCACCGGCGAGAAAGUCACCGCAAAGCACUAG